CUAGAGUCACAUCAUCUUUUGGUUUCCAGAUAGCCGAGCAGCAGGAGGAGAGCAGAGAGCUCACGACAAUGGCAAACAACAAAUUCUUUAUUGUCAUAGUUUUUCUGUGCAACCUGGCUGUGGCACUCACGGAGGCCCAUGUGUCUUGCUACAGGAUCGAACCGGGGACGAUAGCAGGCAUCAUCUGUGCAGAUAUACUGCUGACCCUUGUCAUUGUCAUCGUCACCUACCAGUGUGCCAGCUAUCGGCGUCAGAAGAUAGAUAAAGCUGACAAAGUGUACAUGAAUGUCCGAGCCAACUGCAAGAGCUAAUCUGAAGGUGGUGCAGUACAUUCAAAGAUGAUGUUCCAUUUUUGAAAUCAUGUCAUCAAUAUAUAUAUAUAUA
Cyclopterus lumpus (lumpfish) is the source of this 384-nucleotide messenger RNA. RefSeq names its product hematopoietic cell signal transducer (gene hcst). The record is from RefSeq and is a predicted model, not a curated record. Gene Ontology annotation, molecular function: phosphatidylinositol 3-kinase binding; signaling receptor binding. Gene Ontology annotation, cellular component: membrane. The transcript is spliced from 5 exons. Bases 69 to 311 code for a protein of 80 amino acids. Lineage: Eukaryota; Metazoa; Chordata; Actinopteri; Perciformes; Cyclopteridae. Gene Ontology annotation, biological process: regulation of immune response; positive regulation of phosphatidylinositol 3-kinase/protein kinase B signal transduction.